AUGGAUGAUGAAUUUACAAUACGGGGUGUGCUACUGGAGAAAACAGAAACACACGAGGAGCAUGAUACUUCUACUGAAAAUGCAGAUGAUUCUAACCAUGAUCCUCAGUUUGAGCCCAUAGUUUCACUUCCUGAGCAAGAAAUAAAAACUCUGGAAGAGGAUGAGGAAGAACUCUUUAAGAUGCGAGCAAAGCUGUUCCGAUUUGCGUCUGAGAAUGACCUUCCAGAAUGGAAAGAACGAGGAACUGGUGAUGUAAAACUCCUGAAGCACAAGGAGAAGGGAACAAUUCGCCUCCUCAUGAGGAGGGAUAAAACCCUAAAAAUCUGUGCAAACCAUUAUAUCACACCCUUAAUGGAGCUGAGGCCUAAUGCUGGGAGCGACAGGGCAUGGGUCUGGAACACAUAUGCUGACUUUGCAGAUGAAAGCCCCAAGCCUGAACUUCUGGCAAUCCGAUUUUUAAAUGCAGAAAAUGCACAAAAAUUCAAGGCAAAAUUUGAAGAAUGCAGGAAUGAAGUAGACAAGAGAGCAAAGAAAGCAGGCACAGACAAAAAUGAUAGUGCUGAUAAAGUUGCUGAAAAACUAGAAGAGCUUUCUGUAAAGGAAGAGAGCAAAGAUUCCGAGAAGAAAGAGACCAAGGAAAAAACUGAAGAAAAGCAAUAAAUCAUCCUGGGCCUUGCAGAAUUUCCUUUAGUUUUUCUUUCUUUCCUUUUUUUUUAAUUUUUUACAAGGGACUUUAUAAGGAACUGAAUUCAAUGUUCAGGUUGUUUUUUCUAAGCUUUUGCCCUUUUGAAGAUGUCUUCAGAAAAUCCAUUCCCUGGUCAUGAAAAUGUACUGUGCUAACUUUCUUUUCCAUAGUGGAAACACUUAUUUAUAGUCAUCCAAAAGAGUGAAUAAAACAAACCUGAAA
Messenger RNA from Mesitornis unicolor (brown roatelo), 907 nucleotides. RefSeq names its product RAN binding protein 1 (gene RANBP1). Lineage: Eukaryota; Metazoa; Chordata; Aves; Mesitornithiformes; Mesitornithidae. The coding region runs from base 1 to 660 and encodes 219 amino acids. Gene Ontology annotation, cellular component: cytoplasm; centrosome; nuclear pore. Gene Ontology annotation, molecular function: GTPase activator activity. The record is from RefSeq and is a predicted model, not a curated record. The transcript is spliced from 6 exons. Gene Ontology annotation, biological process: positive regulation of mitotic centrosome separation; nucleocytoplasmic transport.